AUGAACUUAUUCCCAUCACUUAAACUGUUACUGUCACUGUUUUCUUUCAAAGCGGCAGAAUGGUACAGGAGCACGGUUAACUACUGGCCUUUUGAAGGUGUCCCAAACCGAACCGUCACCGACUACACGGGUUCUAAUAACGGAAAAGUGAACGGUGGGUUCGCUACUGUCUCGGGCAUUGUCGGUUCAGCUCUUGCUCUAUCUGGGAAGGAUUCUUGGGUGGAUUUCGGUGUAGUGCCAAUCUCGUGUCUUAACAAGCCUUCAACCUGCGAUUCUGGUUUUACCAUCGCGUUUUGGCUGAAAAUCCCUGAAUUUCAAGGCAACAAGAUCAUACUACAGUUGGGCGAACACCGCUAUUCGCGAGGAUUUACGGUCUGGACGCGGAAAAGCACGAAAAAGAACAUUGGUUUUAGUAUUAAUACCCGCCUGCGUAAAUACCAGUGGCUACAAGAAUGGAACAGCGGAGAUUGGAAUCACAUAGCUCUCAAAUGGGACAACAACACCCAGUCAUUGCAAAUCUUUGUAAACUGCUCUCUAGCUCAAGUUGUUAACACAAGUGAGCCUGGUGAGCCGGUCGAACAUGACAAGCCAUCCAGGCUGAUAUUAGGAGCUAGUCACGCUUUGAAGAAAAACAUAAAACUGUUGGUGGAUGAGUUUGCCAUCUGGGACCGCCUUCUAUCCAAUGUCACGCUGUGUGAGUUGUUUCACAUUCACUCAGGUCGGUAAAUCUUUGUUGCGUUCAAGAACUUAAUGAGAAUUAAAGGUAAAUAAACUUACGUGUUGACAAAAAAAAUUAACAAGCGGCCUUCAAUUUUCAAAAGAAGGUGUUAACGAGAGCAAAGUACCGCCGGGCGGUUACAAGAUUUGAAAUGCUGUCCAUUCACAAGGUUUAAAUAGACGUUAUAACGCAGGUGACGAACUUUUUAGCUUUUCUCUUCCCUUUCUGUAAUAUCUUCUCCUCUCAAUUAAACUCCGAGAUUAUUUAUUAAUUUCUUAAUCUACAGAAGAUCUUUUUUAUAAAAGAAAGCUAACAAAAGUGAUGAAAGAUUUACCUUAAAAUAUUACUUUUUCCACUAAUGAAGACGAUGUAUAAUUAAUGUAAUAAGGCCCGCGUUAACACUAAUUCGUUAUGAAUUGAAAAACCGCAAUUUCCUUAGAGGUAAAUGAAACUUUUGCAGUAAUUCAAGGGAAUUGAUUCAUCAGGGGUUGUGCUAACUAUUUUUACGAUUUUGGAGCAUCAGUUUUUAUUUUUCAAUUUAUUUUUCUCAUUUUUUAAAUAUUUCUUCUCGGUGAGGUAGUUGUUGUAGUUGUCUUUUGCAUUACUUUGGCAGGCGCGGUUAAUUACUCAUUUAUCAGCUUCGCUGUUUUGUGUGUAUGUUGCGGUUCAAUGUUAUGCUUGGUUUAAAUUUUAAUUUCAUUUGCCUUAACUCAUUAUCAUACUUUGCGAUAUCAAAGAACAAGGGUAAAUAUAAUUUAAAUCAGGGAUAAAGUUGAAUCACAACAGAUACUCCAUUAUAAUUAUUAUUAUUAUUAUUAUUAUUAUUAUUAUUAUUUUACUAUUAUUAUUGCUGCAAGCUGUUUAAAGCGAAAGUUCUAGAUAAGGUAUUCUAGAUGAGGUAUUCUUCUGAGCGUGUGUUCUAAGACGGUUUAAGUGUGCAGGCGAGAUGCUUUCCUGUUUCUUCUCUUUUGUUGAAAAUUCUGCACUACAAGACACAUAACAAUACAUAGAGCGAAAUGGUAUGUCGUGUACAUUUUUUACCUACAUUAAACGAAGGGUGACUUUCAGUGUUUACCUUACUUAAAUAAUUAGAUUAGUUCUACUGUGAAAGUUAAUUUGCUCAGAAAUACAGUAGGAGCAGGGGCCGGGGUAUCUCCUGACGCGAGAGCUGAUACGCAAACCUCGCUACUACGCAUGCGCUCUUGACCGCUUGUAUCCACAACAGGGCGAGACCCAUAUAAGCAAAGCUCAACAUUGCUCUGCAUGAAACUUGUCUGAUUGUAUUCGUUUAUUAGUAAAUAGCCGGAUUGACUGGUUACGAGUUUUCGACCGUGCUUUAAGAAGCCGAGUCAUGCCUUAUAACUGGAGUGUUGUUGUUAUUUGGCUAGAAAUGAGGUCAACUAAUUGUUUAUUACGUCCUAGUCGUAAAUGUGAACAAAUAAGAAAAGGAAUUGGUGGAAUUUUAUUUAGAAAUAUUCAACCUAAUGUUAAGGGAUUACAGUAAAAAUCAUGUAUGAAAUUAAAUGUCUUUUGUUUUAGUGAGUGGCAACUACAGCGAAUGGUCCGAGUUCAGCGCAUGCUCAGUCACCUGUGGCAACGGUGCAAUGAAACGUACACGGACUUGCACCAGUCCCCCACCGAAAAAUCGUGGUAGAAACUGUUCUUCUCUUGGGGCCGCUGAAGAAUUCCAGUUUUGUUUUCUAAGAAGGUGCCCUAUUCACGGAGGUUAUUCAGAAUGGUCUUCUUUUAGUAACUGUAGCAAAUCUUGCGGGACGGGCAUCAAGAGACGGUCCCGAAAAUGCUCGAAUCCCGAGCCUCAACACGGAGGAAGUAAUUGCUCUCAUUUAGGAUUAUCAAUGGAAGUAAAAAAUUGUAGCGAGAAACCUUGUCCUAUAAAUGGAGGUUAUAGCACAUGGACAGAGUUUUCUUUAUGUACAGUGUCUUGUGGCAGUGGAACAAGACAGAGGACCAGAAAUUGUUCCAAUCCAAAGCCCAUUUACGGAGGGCAAAAUUGUUCACAUUUAGGACCAAAUAUUGAAAUUGAAAUUUGCAGCACGAAUUUAUGCCCCAUUCAUGGUGGCUAUAGCGAUUGGAGUAAUUAUAGUGAUUGUACGAAAUCCUGUGGAAAUGGCUCGCAAAUUAGAACUAGAAAUUGUUCAAAUCCUGAACCAAAACACGGUGGAAGGGAUUGUUUAAGUUUGGGAUCACAUACAGAAAUAAUAAAUUGCAAUACACAUCAUUGUCCAAUAGAUGGUGGUUAUACACAGUGGACAGACUUUUCUAAAUGUACAAUGUCCUGUGGCAGUGGAACAAGACAGAGGAUUAGAAACUGUUCCAAUCCAAAGCCCAUGUACGGAGGGCAAAAUUGUUCACAUUUAGGACCAAAUAUUGAAGUUAAAGCUUGCAACACCAAUUUUUGCCCCAUUCAUGGUGGCUAUAGCGAAUGGAGUCAAUAUAGCGAGUGUACUAAAUCCUGUGGAAAUGGCUCACAAAAUAGAACUAGAAAUUGUUCAAACCCUGAACCAAAACACGGUGGAAGGAAUUGUUUUAGUUUGGGAUCAGACACUGAAAUACAACACUGCAAUACACAUCAUUGUCCAAUAGAUGGCGGUUAUACACCAUGGACAGAAUUCAGCGAGUGUUCAAAAUCAUGUGGGAUAGGAGAAAUAAAAAGGACGCGUAGCUGCUCCAAUCCAAAACCUCGAUAUGGAGGAAGUAAUUGUUCGCAUCUUGGUGUGUCUGUGGAAGUGCAAAGGUGUUUUCUCCGGAACUGCCCUGUGCAUGGCGGAUUCUCCGAUUGGUCAAACUUCGGUGAGUGCACGAGGAGCUGUGGAGUGGGGUUAAAAAACAGAACAAGACAUUGCACUAAUCCGGAACCAAAGCAUGGAGGAGAUUAUUGCACUGGUCUUUUUAUUGACUUUGAAGUGUGUAAUGUGUUUCAAUGUCCAAUUGAUGGCGGCUAUACUCAGUGGUCAGCGUUCAACUUUUGCAGCAAGUCAUGCGCGAAUGGCACAAUGAAAAGAACACGAAAUUGUUCUGAGCCUCCUCCUGGACCUGGAGGAAGGAAUUGUUCAUUUUUAGGACCUGCGGAGGAAAUAAAAGAAUGUAACACGUUCCCUUGUCCAAUCAAUGGCAGCUACUCAGCGUGGUCCAAUUUUAGUCAUUGUAGUAAAAGUUGUGGUAACGGAACAAUGGUUAGAAAGCGAACUUGCACAAAUCCUGAGCCUAAACAUGGUGGCAGAAAUUGCUUGUUUUUUGGUCCAUCGAAAGAAAUUAAAAGUUGUAAUAUAUUUCCAUGUGCUAUCCAUGGUAAUUUUUCCUCUUGGUCAUUCUUCAGUGUUUGCAGUAAAAGUUGCGGAAAUGGUACCAGAUCAAGAACUCGAAAUUGUUCAAAUCCUUUUCCAAAACAUGGUGGUAAAAAUUGUUCUUUAUUAGGUCCUCUUAUAGAUGUUCAGCAGUGUAACGUUUUUCCCUGCCCUGUCGAUGGAGGUUACACGGUAUGGGGAAACUUUACAUCAUGCACACGGUCUUGUGGUAAUGGUACUAAGUAUAGAAUUAGAAACUGCACAAAUCCUGCGCCCCGACACGGGGGUAAGAAUUGUUCUUUACAAGGACCAUCUCUUGAUGUUAAAACAUGCAAUUUACAUCCCUGCCCCAUAGAUGGCGGCUACACAAGUUGGUCUGAAUUUGGUUUAUGUUCUAGGAGUUGUGGGAGAGGAAAAAAGUAUCGCAGAAGAAACUGCACAAAUCCAGCACCGCAAUUUGGCGGCCGAAAUUGUUCAGCUUUUGGUUUGGCCAUCGAUGCGAGGGAAUGCUUUCUAAGAGAGUGUCCUAUUGACGGUGGGUACACGGAGUGGUCUGAAUUCUCUGCGUGCACAAGAUCGUGCAAUGGUGGAAGACAAAAACGAUGGCGAACGUGCUUCAAUCCCAAACCCAAAUAUGGUGGACGCGAUUGCGAAAGGCUGGGCCCGGCAUCGGAAAUACAGAGUUGCAACACGUUCCCGUGUCCUGUUCAUGGCGGUUACACCGAGUGGACUGGAUUCGAGCCGUGCACUCGUACGUGCGGCGGAGGCAAGCACAUUAGAAGACGAAGCUGCACCAGUCCACCACCGGCCCAUGGAGGACGAAAUUGUAGCGGACUGGGUCCAAGCAUUGAUUCCUUCGCAUGCAAUACUGAGAAAUGUCCAGGUUUGAGAUACUACUCUUUAUUUUGCCUCAAAUAGACUACCUUGCUAUUUGCACCCCUUAAGCUUGACUAACAUUUCAAUCGCUGACUGAGUCAGCUAAAUUGAUUCAGUAUCAGUCCUCCGAACUAUAGGCCUGGGUUUGAUUCCUGGUCGGACAGAGGUCGGACCCACCCUCAAGGUCUAUGAACGCAUGGGUAAAGGUAAAUGGUGAAGGUCCUUAUUUUACGUCGGUAACUGGUAACAGUACUCAUUAGAUCAACAAAAAGAAGCGGACGGUUAGCUCAUUUUACAGCAACCGCGGUAUUAGGUUCGACUCCUGUUGGGAGAACUCGAUUUUUUAUCCGUGUCGUACUCAGAAUGACCUUGUAUAUAGAAGACAACUUGCAAUCUGUUUGUUUCUUUACAUCUUAGAUAUCGUUUUUAACUCUGUUUUUUUUUUCAGAUAUCGUUUUUAACUUAGCUGUGAACCUGACAUCAGAAAAAUGGGAGGACGGAUUAACAAAUGACAGAAAUAACCGGGCAAAUCUGCUUAUCCUCAAAAUCAAGUUUGGAGUAUGUUACGUCUUUUGGUAUAUUUAGAGUUGCAUGUUAGUAUGUUAGUGGUACCCUGGCCUUAGUGUGAACACGACACCUAUGUCCAGAAAUGCACAAUGUACUUUGUAUUACACACAAUGAUUUGUAGUUUCCAUAUGACGUCGUGUUAAACAGGAUAGACUAGAGAAGUGUGGCGUCACAAAAAUUCAAAUUUGUGAAAUUAUGGUUAUGGUAGGCAUAUUCAGAAAAAACAUGAUGAAAAAAGCCCCUUUGCCAAAAGUUAGUCCGUUAGUGCAAAGCCAACCUCUCCUAGAGAAGUGUGGCGUCACAAAAAUUCAAAUUUGUGAAAUUAUGGGUAUGGUAGGCAUAUUCAGAAAAAACAUGAUGAAAAAAGCCCCUUUGCCAAAAGUUAGUCCGUUAGUGCAAAGCCAACCUCUCCCAUAGUUUCACAAAUUUAAUUUUUUGCGACGUCAUCACUUCUCUUCUCCGUUGCUUGCGUUUACAAGAGGAUAUUUUCUUAUGUGUACCAUAAAAGCCAUGAAUCUCAUAAGCGUGCAUUUCUUCAUAUUACUCAACAUUACAACAACCUGUCAAAUAAUAGUCAAGGAGGGGUACUUACUUGGUAGUGUAUUUCAGAGGUGGGUGUGGAGGGAUAAUUUGUUACAUUACUCUUAUGCCUUAUUUACACCCCAACAAAACGGGUACAAUUAAGCCAAGUUAAAAAAAUAUUAACAUUUUUAUCCGUAAUAAAAAAAUUAAUUUCUUCUACUUUUUUCACCUCAAUUUUCUCUUUGUUCAGUUGUCAAACAACCUGUUGCUUUGUUAAUCCCACAGGUUAAAGAAAUAAUGGGAGAAAAGGAUGUUUCUGAAGUGACAAAUUUCUCAUUCACGUAAGUUGCCAUUUUCUCUCUUUUCACGUGAACGAGAGCACAUGACACUGAUGUACGAGUAACAGUGCCUUAGUCUGAGGUGCUUUUGGGCCUGCCAGCUACAGGAUCUCUGGCUCUUUCCUUCUAGAAGCAAAUCCAGUUUUACCAGUUCCUAUUUUAUAUCUCAAAAAUUAAAAAAAGAAGAAGAAAGAAAAUCUAGGAAAUUUAUAUAGUAACCAAAGGAUAGUUAGCAAGUAUCGCAAUAGGUUGUUUCCGUCGUUGUAUUAUUUCCUUAGCAAAGACAGAGUCCAUCUCUCUAUCCAGUCGUAUUUAUUGACACGUGCAAAUAAAACUGACGAGAAAAUGCUUGUUGCUUCGCUUGGUGAACAGGCAUCCUUUAUAGGGGGCUGCAAUAUGAAGUGUCGGUUGUUUCUGUGUCACAUAAGCAACAGACUGCCAGAGUGAAACAAGAACGUAGGAGUCUAACCUCGAAAACAAAGACUAUUAAUUUCGAUUUGAUUUUUCUUUGAAGAAAGGGAAGCGUCAUUGCGGAGUUUUCUGUCAGUCUUCUUCAUCUUUCAUACGAAGGCAUCACUCCACUUCAAGACGUCAUUUACCGGGACGGAAGAAUAAAUGACAUGCCAGUCUCUCCUAUGAGAUUUACGUCACCAGAUGGUAAGUCUAUUUAACAGGGUUUUAUUUUAAAAUUUGCCUUCGUGUCCGAAAAGUUUCCGAGUCUUUCGAGAAACGGGCCCCUGAUGGGAUAAUUUGAUUUCCUUCUCUGCACUUGGCGCCAGUUAAGGUGAUGUUACACGGGACGAUUCGCAACAACGAUUUUAAGCGCAACACAGCGUUGCAAUGCUGGAACAAUGUUGUAACCAUUCGAAACAAUGUUGCAAUAAUAUUGCAACGCUGUGUUGCGCUAAAAAUCGUCGUUGCGAAUCGUCUCGUGUAACAUCACCCUUGCACGUAUUCGCUUCCAGUUCUGAUUGAUUUAUUUUCUGUCAGCUCGGGUUGUGAUUGGUCAAAAUUAUACCUCUGGUCGUCGGUUUCCCAAGCACUGCGCCGAAUUUCAGUUCUGAUUGGGUCAUUUUUAUCAGCUCGUGUUGUGAUUGGUCAAGGUUAUUAACGUGGUUGUAGUUUUCCCCGCGCUUGGGGCCAGUUACACGUAUUUGCUUAUAGUUCUGAUUGGGUAAUUUGAUUUCCUUCUCUAGCCUAAGUUAGUCGGUUCUAGUUUUACAACACGCAGUUGAAAAACACUCUGACACAACACAUUUCCCUCAAUAAUUAGAACUAUCUCUGGCUAUUAUCGCUUAUAAAACUAGUGAGCUUAAUAUUUCAAUGAAACUACUUAGUGUUGUUUUGUAAUUUUAGUCCCAGUGAUGGCUCCAGUCAGUAUAACAGCGGUAAAUACAAGCUCCACAGGAAUUGUCCUAAACUGGUUGCCUAUCCCAUUAAACUACUCCAACGGUCCCAUUCUCGAAUACAGAAUAUCCUUCAGGGACAAUGACAGCCACGAGUGGAUGGAAGUGAUCAAGGGAGAAAAUCUUUCAGCUCACGUGACUGGAUUAAAAAAGUUUACCAUGUAUCAUUUCAGAAUGGCGGGAAUUAAUUAUAGAGGAGUCGGAGUGGAUAGCUUUCCCAUAGCGGCAAGCACAGACGAAGAUAGUAAGCAACUGAAAAUUGGUCUCGUAAAUGGGUACAUGUGUAAAUUGUGUAUCAUAUGCGAUGCCUAAGAACCCCACGAGCAAAAUCCCUCUUUCACACACUCGGUUUUGAAGUUAUUGUGAAAGACUCUGCGUGAAACCCACGAUGAGCAUGCGCUCCAUGUUGCUAAGAUACAGUUUCGACCCCAGGCCUAAUAGUCGUGCGCUUGGUACAGCGGGCUCGUUAUGACCUUAGUUCUAUCAAUAAACGGGUGCUCGCACUCAGAAAAACCAGUUUGACGAGGGAAAACAAGAUUGACUAGUCAAGGGCUUAACGCGAUUAAGGCAGAGUCUUCUUUUCUCCUCGUUGACUAAGAAGGAGACAAAAGGAGGCUCUAUCUGCAGGGGGAUGCCUGAAGGUUGGUUUUCACUAGCGACGGAGUUGGAAUGGUAAUCAGAAGCGUAGAGCUUAUUAUCUAGUGAAAACAGCGUUCUGAUUCUGCUUACGACUCUGUCGCUUACGUUCUGCUUAUGAUCUAGUGAAAACCAAAUUGUCGGAGUCGGAAGCAGAAGCAGAAGAACUAAACAAAUCACAAAGCGUGGGAACGUGCAUUGUGAUUGGUUUAUCCUUCCACUUCUGCUUCCGACUCGGACAUUAUGGUUUUCUCUAGCUCAUAAGCGGAACGUAAGCGACGGAGUCGUGAGCGGAGACGGAAGAAAUAGAAACGUUCUGAUUCUUCGGACUCCGAUUCUGCCGCGCUUAGGGACUCCGCUUACGACUCCGACUUCUGAUUUUCACUAGACCAUAAGCGCUCUUACGAAUCCGCUUACGACUUCGAAUCCGACUCUGUCACUAGUGAAAACCAGCCUUAAGGUGUUUGGUUUGAUAUCAUUGUUUUUUCGUAAAAACUCGAAAUAAAACCAAUCACUGAAAAUCAUGGUACAAACAAGAUAUUUAAGUGAUGUUGUUGCCACUGAAAAUUUUAUUAAAUCAAAACGGAAGAAGUUUUGCAUGUUCAACUUUCAAGAGAGAAUAAAAAAUGAAUUUUUUACAUGUUCUUUUACUUACAGCACCGAGUAUGGCACCACUGGAUGUUAUAGCCAGCAACAGAAGUAGUACAACUAUUUACGUAGGAUGGUCUCCAAUUCCGCGGCAGUUUGCCCACGGAAUUCUCAUGGGAUAUCAUGUACACUACAUCAACACGGAUCCCGAGGGAUUUGGUGACGUCAGUAGGGGUGUUCACACAACUGAAACUGGUCGCACCUCGGCUCUGAUACAGGGUCUUCUGAAAUUCACGAACUAUCGAAUUCAGGUCAGCGGUUUUACGGUAAAAGGAGACGGUCCUCGAUCUGAUGUUGUUGUUGUCAAAACGGAAGAAGAUGGUAAGAAUAAAAGCAGUUGUAUGAAAAAUUAUAGCUGGUCUUGCGGCAGAGAUGUCUCUUAAGUAAAUUUAGCUGCUCCAGGAUUCCAUAUGGGCUACUGGCUGCUCUGACCAGUAAAAGGAUUUAUGUUGCGGAAUUCAUCAAUAUUUAUCCUGUGGUUACUUCCACGAAAGUUAGUGAAAUAUAAAAAUAACUGCUCAAAACAUGAAAAUAAGGUACAAAUAAUGCAACAAAUGCAAAAUGGGGCACGGGGGGAUAAACAUGAAGAAGAUUAAGACGGACUGCAAUUGUGGUUUUCGAGAACUUGUUAGGAAAACAGUUUUUCAAAGUUCCAGAUCGAAUUGGAAUUUGGAAGUGUUCGCUCCUAAGGAGAGGAGAAAUAGGAGAGAAACUUUCCAGAGUAACCAAAAAGAACGAGAACCCACAAAAAGGCACACCGGUUGGCCUAAUACAAUGAUGCAUUUUUAAAAAUGGCUGUCUUUGAUACCUUAUAAUGAAGAAUUGUUUAUCCGAUUUUAGUUCCUAGUCGCCCGCCAGCUAACGUCACAGGCAACAACAUGACGUCAACAAGCAUCAAAGUGAGAUGGAGUCCAAUCCCUUCUCGUUACGCGCACGGCAUUCUUCUCGGUUACAAUGUUUCUUUCAUAGCAACGGACAGUCGAGUCAACCGACGGUGGAGUACAAUAACUGUCAAUCAGUCUGCGGCUUCUGUGGUUGUUACCAAUUUGCGCAAGUUUACAAAGUAUAUGGUGACAGUUGAAGGAUUUACUAGCAAAGGCAGUGGAAUUGAGAGCAAAACUGUGGCUAUUACUACUGAUGAAGAUAGUAAGAUUAUUUUAAAUUUCUUUUCUAAUUCUUUCUGAAACUUUCAAUAACCGCUAGACAGAGGCAAGCAAAGUGAAGGUAUGGUGCGGGUUAAAAUUUGACGUGAGAAUUGAACUCAUUACAAUUUUCCCCUUCGCAAUGAUCCCUUUUUUUUAGAUUUUAAUAUUAGAUCACGUGAAUGGUCACCUGAUAUUCGUAGUAACAAAUCCUUUAAGGUCACUUUUUAAAGGCGUAUACCUCUCGAAAAUGGAAAGCUAAGAAAAAGUCUGGAUCAAUCUUCAGUUCUUUUCUUAAUUCUGAAUUACUCGGUUCGGUCUUCCGAUAGUCUUUUAAAUUUUAGCAAAAUCUGUAGGACAACAGCAUUUCUCACAGUUUCAAAGAUAAAAAGCGGUAAAAAAUGGCAAAGAUUCUAAGGAAGUUGUCACGACUUUGAGUUUGCAUCCUGACUUAAUCGUGCACUUUCGUGACCCGUGACCUACUGUUCAUAUGGCGUGACGUUAUCUUUGCUAUAUCUAUCUAUGAUUGUUGCAGUACCAGAAGCAUUCCCAACCAACGUUACUGGCUUCAACCAGAGCUCUACCUCUCUGUUUGUGGAAUGGCGACACAUUCCUCAGCAAUACAGAAACGGCAUUCUCUUGGGAUACAAAAUUUCCUACGCUCCCAAAAAAUCGUCUCAGUCAAUGUUCAGUAUGACUGUGAAUAGCACCAGAGAGUCCACGACUCUUGAUAACCUAAAGAAAUACACUUGGUACGUAAUUAAGGUGGCCGGGUUCACCAGUAAAGGACUGGGACCUCAAACUCCACGACCUCUUGAGAUUAGAACUAGCGAAGAUGGUGAGUCACGUGAUUUAUUGUUACGAUGCUAUCGGUAGUAAAGGAUGAUCAGAAUGAAAUUAGUGAAGUUGAUAAGUCAAGUGAUGCAUCAAAUGCAUCGCAUUGAUGCUAACUGUUGUAGAAAAACUGUUAUCCACUUACGUCAAGCAAAUAUUUAACGAAAUGCAGCCAUUCACUUUUUGUCAGGUUUUUUCCAUUUUAUGACCACGCACGUAGUAUCUUGCUGUCAUCUAGUGUCGUAGACGAUCACAGACGGCAUUAGUGUACAAGGGAUCGAAUUAACCUAUUUUGCUAGACGACAUCAUUAGCCUGACUACUUUGUCCUAGAAGAAAAUUUAGAGUAGUGUCAUUGAUUUGAGAUACAUUAACGUUCAUGACGUCAUGGUUUAUACUAAUUUAGUGCGUGCUCCCGCGUGCAAACUUGUAUGUCACACCCUCACUGAAAAUAAAUGAACCGUGACGAUGCUAUACUGUAUUCUUUUUGUAUUGUAUGUCAGUGUUCGGGGUGUAGAAUCUACCUAAGGGUUUAAUUUGUUCCCUACUACACUACUAAUAACUACAGACGCAAGCAAGCUAAAAAGUCAACCAUUACUUAAAACAAAUUCAUAUGGCAGUCACCAACAUGCAGAAAAAUGUUACGCAAGCACGCCAGAGUUGGCUUUUUACUGGCGCAACGCCUUUCAGCCGUUCAUAAAACGUAGAAACGCAUAGGUAAAAACCGACGCGGACAUAACUUUGACCACUUACCUAAAAACUUCCAUAUCCUCAUAGGUGGAUUUUAAGGAUAAGUGGAUAUCCUCAUAAAUGGUUGUGGGCUCCAUGCUAAAAUAUUAUGUAAUUAUUAUUAUUAUUAGUAAUGGUAACAGGACAGAGUGGAGUCCAAUUCGGCCUGUAAUCAUACGAGUGAUUAACAAAAUCGAUUUGUUUAAUCACGAGUAUGAUUACAGACCGAAUUGGACGACACGAAGUUCUGUUACCAAUUAAUCAUAACUUUAACAAAAUUUGUGAUAUAAUAGGCUAUUUUUUUAAUCAAAACACAAGAAAUUCGAAAUUUUGUUUUGCUAGCAGUGAAAAAAAAAGCCAUUUAAGCGCGCGCGUGAUGGCGCGUACUGUCCAAUUACUUAGGCAUAACGCGUACUGUCCUAUUAAACUGUCCAAUUAAGGCUGAAAUCAGGGCAGUUGAGAGCCAAUCAGAUUUGACAAUUUUUUUAUAGUUAUGAUUAUUAUUAUUAUCAUUAUUAUUAUUGUUGUUGUUGUUGUUAAUCUUAUUUCAUAUUACUGACUUUCAGUACCCAGCGAACCCGUUAUCUUAGUGAAAGGCCGCAACACAAGCCACACCAGCCUCUUUGUACAAUGGGACGAAAUACCAGGUGACUUUAUCCAUGGCGUGCUAUUGGGCUACAGAGUUCUCUUUUGGCGGUAUAAUGAAUCACGUGACACAUAUGAAACAAAACAACUCAGCACCAACGAACGUUCUGUUCAUCUGAGGAAUCUAUGGAUUUAUACCAAGUACAAAAUCCAAAUUCUUGGUUUCACGGCUGUUGGAGAGGGAGCAAUUAGUAAAGAAAUAAUCGUUUCUACUGAUGACUACAGUAAGUUCACUUAAUUUUUGAAAAUAAAGUUUUUUUAAUAAACUCGCAAGGUUCGAAUGGUUAAUGGCAAACCUGGAAAGUCAUGAAAUUUAAGAAGUUCAAUUUCCAGGCCUGGAAAAUGAAGAGAAAUUUACCUUAUGUUUGUGUAGUAGUUACUGCAGAUGUCAAAGCAAGGACAAAGUAAGACAUAAAGACAAGCAAUUAAAGGGCGCGAACGGCAGGCGUUUUUGUGGACACUAGAGUUUGGCUCUGUUGAACCGAGUUAGAACCGGUUUGGUGAAAAAUCACCAAAACGUUUUGAAUAGUUUCAAAAGUGACAGAAAGAAAAUUUUGUGGAAAAAGGGAAAAAGUCAUUGGCCAUUUGCACAUCUUGGUCCCCCCACCCCCCCACAAUUUUGCAUAGGAAAUGUUUUUAAUUUCUGUCGAGACGACUGUUAUAUUCAGGAGAAAUGAAUAGCAAAGGUUAUACAAAAGUUUGGGGGGCAAACAAGGUGUAUCAUGGAAGGUGUGCAAAUGGUGAAUUGAAAGUCAUGGAAUUUGAAGAACUCAAAUGUCUGCGAACCCCGACGGGAAAUUAAUUUGGGCUUAAAUGUUAUAAUUUGUUUUUCUUUUUUUUUUAUAUAGCCCCAAGUCAGUCGCCGAUCAAGGUUCGAGCAUUAAACAAGACGAGCCCAACUCAAAUAACAGUCCAAUGGAACCCAAUUCCCGAUAAAUUUUACGUUCAUGGAAUACUGCGUGGUUACAAAGUGCUUUACGGUGCAAUUGCUAUCGCGAACGAAAAACUCGAGGAACUGGAAACUUAUGAAGUGACAGUCGGGCCGUCAACACUGAUUGCUGUUCUGAAGAAUUUGACUGCUUUCACGAGAUAUGAGGUUCGAGUCUUGGCGUUUACAGUCAAAGGGGAUGGUGUGAAGAGUAAUCCCAUAAGGGCAGGUAAUUCAGAUGAUUAA
This is a messenger RNA of Porites evermanni, 13538 nucleotides long. Lineage: Eukaryota; Metazoa; Cnidaria; Anthozoa; Scleractinia; Poritidae. The record is from the annotation of a GenBank genome assembly.